GCCUCUGCUCUGACGUCACGCACACUCCGGCGUUGACUUCUCAGUAGACUCGGUGCGGGACCAAAUAGAAGUAGCUAUGGCUGGCAAUGCGUGGAGGUCAAUGUUGUCUCAAGUCGUGGGGGUGGCGAGCCGAACCACGCUAUGUUCCUCAUCUCGGUCAAGAGGGAUUCACACCGUAACUAUGAUCCCUGGGGAUGGUAUUGGACCAGAGAUCUCCAGUGCAGUCAUGAAGAUCUUCGAGGCUGCUAAGGCUCCGAUCCAGUGGGAGGAGAGAAAUGUUACUGCUAUCAAGGGGCCCGGGGGCAAGUGGAUGAUCCCCCCUGAUGCCAAGGAGUCUAUGGACCAGAGCAAGAUUGGUCUGAAAGGGCCCCUGAAGACCCCCAUCGCAGCUGGCCACCCCUCCAUGAACCUCCUGCUGAGGAAGACCUUUGACCUCUACGCCAACGUGCGUCCCUGCGUGUCCAUCGAGGGUUACAAGACCCCCUACACCGACGUCAACCUGGUCACCAUUCGCGAGAACACGGAGGGAGAGUACAGUGGCAUUGAACACGUGAUUGUGGAUGGUGUGGUGCAGAGCAUCAAGCUGAUCACAGAGGACGCCAGCCGACGCAUUGCUGAGUACGCCUUUGAGUACGCUAGGAACAACCAGAGAAGCAGCGUGACUGCUGUGCACAAAGCAAACAUCAUGCGAAUGUCUGACGGGCUGUUCCUGAGGAAGUGUCGCGAGGUGGCCGAGACCUACAAAGACAUCAAGUUCACGGAGAUGUACCUAGACACUGUGUGUCUCAAUAUGGUGCAAGACCCCACCCAAUUUGAUGUGCUGGUCAUGCCAAACCUCUACGGUGAUAUUCUCAGUGAUCUUUGUGCUGGUUUGAUUGGAGGACUCGGAGUCACCCCCAGUGGAAACAUCGGAGCCAACGGCGUUGCCAUAUUCGAAUCGGUCCACGGUACUGCUCCUGACAUAGCAGGCCUGGACAUGGCCAACCCGACUGCACUGUUGCUCAGCGCAGUCAUGAUGCUGCGCCACAUGGGGCUUCAUGAGUACGGCAAGAAGAUUGAGACCGCCUGCUUUGACACCAUCAGAGAUAAGAAGGUGCUAACUAAGGACCUUGGUGGAAACUCCAAGUGUUCCGAGUUCACAGCUGACAUCUGCCGCAGGGUUGUGGACAUGGACUGAAACCAGCGCCGCUAAGUAGAGGAGCUGCAGCCAUCAUACAAGUCCACCCGUUACUGUAUUCCGGUUCUUUCCAAGCAGAACAUACAUUUAAUUCCAGCGCUUCACGUGGUCGAUGCCUUUCACUGCUCUGUGGUGAGCAGGUGUUGGAUCACAAAUGCAUUCAUGGGAGGACUCUAAAGAUGGCUGGCCCUCUCUAGUAUUUUCAUACAAGUACAUAUGAUAGAAAUAUAAGCAGGAGUGCAGCUUGUGGAGGAUUAUACCUCAUAGAAUGGUAUCAAAGAAAGUCACAUUCACCAUUAAUGUACGCACAAUGUAAAUCGCAAUCCUGUAAUGAAAUGCAAUUUUGUUUUUGGGAGUGUGGCCUACUCAAGAGUACCUUUAGAAUUCUGACAACUCUCUGCAUGUUGUUUUUUAAUGGUUACUUAUGAUUAACUGCUUAAGUGUACUUUAUUUAUUACUGUUUGCCGUGUUUGUUCUCAUGCAGCUCGGUGUAGCUAAGAGGGUUAAAUAUAUAAAUCGAUUACACCAUGA
Gadus morhua (Atlantic cod) is the source of this 1708-nucleotide messenger RNA. Its product is annotated as isocitrate dehydrogenase [NAD] subunit alpha, mitochondrial. The record is from RefSeq and is a predicted model, not a curated record. Gene Ontology annotation, biological process: isocitrate metabolic process; tricarboxylic acid cycle. The transcript is spliced from 11 exons. Gene Ontology annotation, molecular function: isocitrate dehydrogenase (NAD+) activity; NAD binding; magnesium ion binding. Bases 77 to 1177 code for a protein of 366 amino acids. Gene Ontology annotation, cellular component: mitochondrion. Lineage: Eukaryota; Metazoa; Chordata; Actinopteri; Gadiformes; Gadidae.